Molecule: messenger RNA, 2191 nt
Organism: Arabidopsis lyrata subsp. lyrata
Lineage: Eukaryota; Viridiplantae; Streptophyta; Magnoliopsida; Brassicales; Brassicaceae
Product: protein TPX2
Exons: 18
Coding region: 346-1869 (507 amino acids)
Biological process (GO): regulation of mitotic spindle organization; activation of protein kinase activity; mitotic spindle assembly
Cellular component (GO): nuclear microtubule; mitotic spindle
Molecular function (GO): protein kinase activator activity; microtubule binding
Source: RefSeq, a predicted model, not a curated record
UUUUGUGCUUCGAGUACGUUUUGAAUACGGUGUCGUAUUGGUGUUAUGGGAUAUUAAAUAAAUAUUUUCCAUUUUGUCGCUAAACAGAAAAAUCUCUGAAACAGCGAAAUUUGUGCCGUUUAUUUCCUUUCCUGCCUUCUGCUCCUGCUCCUGCUUCUUCUUCAUCAGACCCAAUGAAUCAGAGAUUCUUCUGAGAAAAUUAGGGUUUUGUCUAGUCAAUUUCAUUUGCUAAACUUCAGGUUUUUCCAGAACCGAUCAGUGAUUUUCUUCGCUUUAGUUGCAUUUUCCCCAAGGAAAGAGAGAGAGAGAAGAAAGUGAUUGUGGAGGUUUGAGAGAGAUAGAGAAAUGGAGAUGGAUGAAGAUAUGGAAAUCGAGUCAAUGGUGUUUGAGGUUAAAGAGAUCGAUUUGGAGUAUGAAUUUGAUGCGGCGAGGUGGUACGAUUUUACUCGAGAGGAGUUACCGGCGGAGUCUCAAGUCGCUGAGUUCUGGUUUCAUUCUGCUCCGUCGUACGCGCCUUCUCCUUUUGUAACAAAACUGUUACUUAGAGAGGAGGUUUUUGAUGACAAGACGGAGGCAUCUACGAGAUCAGAGGAUGAAGAAGUCGCACCAGAUGUUUGUGAUAAGUAUAAAGGAAUCUUUCAGCAACCAAAUCAUUUAGCUUCAGAUUUGAAUAAGACAGGAAGUAGAAUGCGUUCUGGGAUUUUUUCCUCUCAACAAUGUAGUAAUUUGAAGAAAGUUCCAAAUCAGCCUAUAUGGAAAGGGCCGACGGUGAGCAAUCACAAACACACGGAUAAACCAAAAUUCCGAGCUAAGUCCAGUAUCAGACCAACUCCAAGGAGCUCAACGUUAAUGAGACCUACUGCUAGCCAGUUAGCAAAACAAAAUAAUGCCAGUAAAUUCCAUAUGCAAGUGGAUCAAAGUCAUGAUAAAGGAAGUUGUGGGACAUCUGGAACCGAAGUUCAAGCGUCUAAAAGACAGAAGCUUGAUGGAGGUCUUCUUCGUAAGGUUGCUGAUACAAAGCAGGAAAUGAGUUUUGUCCACAAGAUACCCAAGAAGGAUACAACUCUUGAUAGAAACUUACAACAUGUCAGGACAAAGAUUACUAUCCCACAAGAGCCUGAUUUUGCUACGUCACAGAGGGCUCACAGGAUACGGCACAAGAAUGACGCGAAGUUAGAACAGGACUCAACAACUGUAUAUAGAUUCAAAGCACGCCCAUUUAACCGAAAGAUAUUUGAGGCUCCCUCAUUGCCCAUCCGGAAAAAGAGCACUCCGAAACUACCAGAAUUUCAAGAAUUUCAUUUGAAGACUUCAGAAAGGGCUAUGCAACAUUCAUCAGCAGUAACAACAAGUUCUCAUGCAUAUAAGGGGUUAGACAAAUCUAUUCUAACUGAUAUGCUUGACGGUGAUAACAAGGAAAGUAAGAGACCAAGCGUUAUGGAUAUAUCAAAACAUGAUGUCUCAGAAGGAAGUCACGUUUUUAAAGCUCGUCCUCUGAACAAGAAGAUACUUUCAAGCAGAGGAGACAUGGGCAUUUUCAAAAAUAGCAAGCGAGAAACAACAGUACCUUUGGAGUUUAGUUUUCAUUCGGAAAAGAGAGUUCAACCAGAUUUACCGACAGACCUUUUCAGCAAGCUCUCCAUCAAAUCCGAGCUCCAGCCAAACGAUGGAUCUCGCACAAGAUUAUUUCAACCAAAGGUGUCAAAGGAAAAUAGAAUGAACUCUUUCCAAGCAAGGAAUGAGGUACCAAGAUUGGCAGCGGUAAAACCAGUCUCUUCAGCUGGACAACAGAUACAAUUUGGUAAUAGUGGAAUAACUCCUGAAACAAACCAGCAAUGGACAGCUAGGAGGGGCUUAGGCAUUCGCUGAUGGUACAGAACGCAUUUGUAGAAUCUGGAAUCAUCGCCUUAUGUACAUUCAGAAUUGGUUCUUCUUCAACCUAAAGCUAACAUUUUGAAAUCCAAAGAAGUAGACCAAUUCGUCUUGAGGACAAAGGAAGAAAGGAGAAAGCAAAGCAAACCGCAUUCUUCAGUUUCUCAUAAUAUGAGCCACAUAAUGCAUCUCCUCUCUUUGCUUUCUUCGGCAUCUGUUUUCUUACAUUAGUAUCAUAAAAAGGAAAAACAGAAAAUGUAAAUCAGAAAUACUUUCAAGUUCUUAAUACAUAAUGUGGUUCAUAGAUCUACUACAUAUA